Paramuricea clavata is the source of this 8382-nucleotide messenger RNA. NCBI's taxonomy places the organism in Eukaryota, Metazoa, Cnidaria, Anthozoa, Malacalcyonacea, Plexauridae. The record is from the annotation of a GenBank genome assembly.
AUGGAAAGGCAAAUACAGACAAAAGGUGAGAUAUUAUACGAAUUACUUACUUAAAUAUUGUUUUAAAAUUAAUCAAUAAUGAUCCGUUUUGAUCAAAGCUGGUACCAGUUCACGAUCUUGUCAAAAAUGGAACUGAAAACACGGGCAAAUUAAGGCGGUAUACGCUUCAUUGUUUGUAUAAAGGCUUAAGGCCAUGAAGUUCAUAAACUGACAGUCUGACAGAGUGCUGCUAUACUCACAACAGACAGAAAUUUGCUUCUAUUUAUGUCGUAAGAAAGUUUGUAAAAUCUACAGCUUGUGGAAAUUGGUAAAGUGAUACGUGAUAUUUUUAUGUUUAGAUGGAGAAAGGUAAUAGGAACCGUAUAGCUUUAAAUGCCCCCAAGAGUUCCCAAAAUACCUAAUUGACAUUGUGUGUGACGUGAGUGAAAUUAUGAGCGUAUGCUCGUCUCGUAUUUGAUUGUAAAACAUAUGCAAGAACAACCAUGUCAGGCAUGGGCGUAAACACGUGAAAACCUCGCAACCUGAUCAACAAGAUGUGUUCGCAACAGGCUGGUAGCAAGCUUGUCAACAAGUUGUAAAAACGCUGAAAGUGUUAUUUUAUUUUAUCAAGUUGCUCACAUGCAAGGUUGUCAUUCACAACUUGUUGAUGAAUUGUUGGGGCCAGUUGUCCAAAGCUGGGUCAGUUUAACCCUGGGUUAACCUAAAAUUCAAAGCAAACUUCCUGACAGCUUGUCCAUAAAUUUGGAAAUAUUUCCUCAGAGAUCUUGUCUGGAGUUUUCAUCUCUGAAGUUUUGAAAUAAACAGACGUACAUAAAUACACAAACUAAAACAGCAGGUUAAAUUUUUACCCAAGGUUAGCGCUAACCCACCUUUGAACAACUGGCCUCUCAGACGAUCGAUAACAAGGUAACAAGUCUUUUGUGCUCAACAACCUCGGAGCAAGUUGUCAACAAGCCGUUGACAACUUGCCAACAAGCUGGGAACAAGCAGUGCGAACACAUCCUGUUGACAAGUUGUUGGAACAGCAUUGCUACAAGUCUGCUGCAGGUUUGUUACAACUUGUGCGUUUUUACGUGUGUAGUCUAUAUUGUUGGUGAGCACGCAUGCGUAACUGGAAUCGUGCAUUUGGCUGUUCUAGGUAAUUGCCACGAAUACACCCAGGCCUCGAAAUAUAACCUCCGGACAAUUCUCACCUGUAAAUUGUUAGUUUGAUCGCCGGCAAAUAUCGCUUACCGGACCUUGUUACCGAACACAAAUGAAAAAAUGCGGAUUUUUUCUGUCCCAACAAUUCCCUGUGCUUAUUUCGGAGAAAAGCAACGGCAGACAUUGCUCCUAAGCUGGGCUAAGGCCGGCAUGUGCCCUAUGGCUAUAUGUUCGCGACUCAAAUUACUUUCAUUUGUCAUUAAAACUUUGUGGCUGAGGCGAUAUGCAUGGCAAACAAUAGCUUAAUUGCGUGUCACCGAGUGAGAUGUCUAAAAUUACUGAUAUUUAAUAAGAGGAGAAUCUUUUAUAGGUAACACGCGCUCAAAACUAUGAUGAAUAUACAUUUCCACUUGAUUACUGUUUACUGAUUAUAUUCAACAUACGUUUCUCAAGCGGCGAACGGCCUUUAAAAACUAAAAAAGUAUGUUUAGACUUCAGUGCUUUCUGUAAAAUUAUGCAUGCUAAAAUGAAGAGAUUUUAGAUGGUACGCCAAAGAGAAAUGACUUCUAAAGUUCAGUAAGUUUUGCUUGUAUUGCUAUAUAAUUAAUAAAAUAUGGCGUCACUUUUACAGCGUCAAUGUCAAUGCACAAUGAUAAUUGUUUUUAAAAUAAUAAUUAAUAUUUUUAAUUAUUAUUUUGUGUUUCUCAACCGCCAGUACAUUUAAAAAGGUUGUUAACUGUUUAAACUACAAAAUAAAGCUAAAACAAAGUACUUUUGAAAGGAAGGCCAAAAAGACUUUAGAUUUUGAACACUUUUCAUCGCAAAAUGAAAAAAUGCCUUCUAGUCCUAUUAAAUGCGAAUACAUCUGUCCUUAUUGAUGAGACGGAGUUAGAAGAGGAUGCACAAGAGGAAACCUAAAAUAACUUUCCAUAACCUUUCAACCCUCCUGUUAAUCUAGUACUCUUUUUUUUCCUUCUAUAAGGUGGUCGAGAGAAAAGUUCAGACGAAUUGAGAAGGGAACGAAGACGUCUUCCACGUGCUCAGCGACAGCAAAACACCCAUACUCCUGAGCGAAGGACGUCAGAAUCGAGUAUUCCCGAUGUUAAACAACAACCUACACGUAAGUUCUUCCUAUAUAUACAGUAUCUCAAGUACAGAGCUGCAAAAAGCAUAGGCAUUUUUUUUUUGGGGGGGGGACAACUUUUGAAAACCAAGGGAAUUCGGGCAAAUGCUAGGAAAAAUCAAGAAAAUCCGGGCGGAUUUACCAGAUUAAACCAGAAUAUUUGUUAAAUUCAGGUUAUUUCAUUACGAUCCUCCAUAAAAAUUCGAGAAAUUCGACUGCCCAACCUCGUACCCAGGCUCUCUUCUCUACGCUCCUCGCUGCAUGGAGGAAGAGACCCAUCCUCGGUCCCAGGGCUCACAGUUGACACUGCGUUGUGCCAGCCGUGAGGCCCUGGGACCGAGGAUGGAAGAGACCCUGGUGAAUGCUGGUCAUGUGGCUCCCAGAUUUUGGAGGAUCCUCCUUUAGAGGGUGGAGUCUUAAGAUUAUUUUUAAAAUUUAUAUAAUAGUUAUAGUCACUAAUAAAUGCCAAAUGGUCUCAAUAUAAAUCUACUUUUCUUUAUAUUAGUAUUGUGAUUUGUAAUUGUAAUUAAAAAACUCAUUAACAAUUCAUGAGGAAAAUACAAAAGAAAUGAAUGUUUAAUCAAUGUUUGUAAAUCGGAUAAAGAUUUGUCCUGAUUUACAUAAACUUCAGCUUUGAUUUUCUCGGCUUAGACAAUGUUUAUUUUUAAAAUUACUUCGCCAAUGAACUCAUAAGAUGGGUCGUUUUUUAUGCACGAUAAAACAUUCGCAUCCGAUCUUUAUCUGAUAUACAAACUCUCGAUCGCCUUCGGCUUGAGUUUGUAUAUCAGAUAAAGAUCGGCUGUUCAUGUUUUAUCUAGUACUUGUAAUUUGUAAUUGUAAUAGUAUUAUGUAGAUAUUUCUAAUGUGCACGCGGCUCCAUGGAAGAGCACAUUUUGUGAAAUGGACUCCGUGUGUAAAUAAAGUUUUAAUAAUAAAUAAUAAAAAUGUAAUGUUCACAGUUAUUUAGAAAUUUAAUUGAUCUAAAAAUUAUCUACAAAGUUAAAAUCUAAAAUGUAUGUUUUAUAAUUGAAUCUAUAUGCAUGUAUGUUUAAUUGUCUGUCUGCUCUACUCAUUUACUAACAUAUACUAGAUACUGCAAAAUUUAUAAUUACACCAGGUCGACAAAGUGGUUCAGACGAGUUUGAUAACCAUGAUGAAAAAAGGUCAUCGUCGAGAUUAGCUCAAGAACGAAAACCCAGCAUUCCCGCUCGCCAACACUCCACUGAAAGUAUUAAUCACAGCGCAGCAAGUUCAACGACAACACGUUCAGAAUCUGCAGAGCCGAUGUACAGAACUUCAGGUGAAUGUUUGCUUUAUAGCCUUUACUGAUUCAUAAACAUUAUGCAGAAAACAUAAAAUACUGUUGACAGAUUUGCAGAGCGUAUGCCGCGCGCGUGCCUGCGUCGAAUUCCUAUUCGUGGCUUACGUUAAAGUUGGACGUGCAUUUGUCGUUGUCGUCGUCGUUGCUGUUGUUGUUGCCAGUGUUCUUGUUGUUGCUCUUGACAUGUACGUUGUUGUUGUUGUUGUUGCUGCUGUAUUUGUUAUUGUUGUUAGAAUUAGUCUGUCGCCUUGUGGAAUGGAACAUUCCAUCUUCAACCUAAUGAAAAUAAUAUUCCAUAUCCUUGCCAUUGUAGGAAUGAAUACAUUCAUUAUUUGUAUUCAUUAUGUAUUCAAGAUUUUCCAUGCUUUCACAAACUGGUACAAUAGUUAAUAUAAGCAGAUGCGAAUUUCAGUUGACCAAGGAAGUACUAGACUUCUUUAAGGUUCUCUCGAAUUGCUUUCAUUUUUUACAGGAAUGAGUCUCGUAAUAGACUGGAUUUUUUUUACAGGAAUGAGUCUCGUAAUAGACUGGAUAGACUUAGCAUUUCUCACGAAGGCCAAAAUCCACCAUUUUUGGGGUACUGUCUGCCCUCGUAAAAUAUUCUAGACAAUCCAAGCAACGUGAAAAGCGACUUUUAAAAGUUGUAACUGUAAGUUUACCAUUAUACAAACAACUACAAUACUAAAAAGUUGUAUUACGUGGCGCGGAGACUCUCAAACGUGGUUGACGUUGGUUGACGUUAAAGAGGCAGUACCCCAAAAAUGGCGGAAAACCUGAAACCAAUUCGAGAGAGACUUGGUACAAGUUUUAAGGGAAGUUAUCGAAAGUGGUGUAUUCCAAAAAUGUCACUACCAAAACUGCGCGAAUAGUAGCCUGAUAUGAGUUUGGGAAGAUAUCUUAGGAAAUGUCUAUAUGUUUACGUUUUCUGGCAGGCAAACGUUUAGCUUAAAAGUAGCAGGUGUUAUGACAGAAAUUUGCAUAUGUCAAAAAUAACGUUAUUAAAAAGUUAAACAUGCACACAAAAACUACAUGUUGUUGUAGCAACAACACAUUGUACGGCUAAGCUUCACAUUUUUUGACAUAUGUCUUGCCUGGCUGAACAAUAUAGCCAAUCUACUGUCUGAUAUAUAAGACAUAAGUGUAUUUGUGGAAUACCUGCACUGUCUAGAGUCUAUAGCUUUACGAGGAAAUUUUGGUAUAUUUUAAAGAAUAAUGAGUGCGGGCACUCGGGGACGAGAAGGAGCUAACCAGCAAGGUUCGUUCAAUAAUAACUGUUAAAGUCUUUAACUUAAAGACAGAUUUAUCGGUUUUCAAAGGAAGAAGUAGUACCUUUUCCAUGAUAUAACUAUUUUUAGUUGAUUAUUAUCAAGAUAAAAUUUGACAUUAAGGAUUAUUAAAAUUAUUAAAAUGUGCCAGCUCGCAGGCACUUUUCGGAUUUGCGCAGGCACAUUUUAAUUAAAAUACUGUGUUAAAAUUUUGCUGUCAUUACAGUAAGACUAACUUUACAAGUCGUAUUGAGGGCACAAUUAAAACUAACCCCAAAUUUUUGUGAUGUUUGGCGAAUGAUGUUUGAUGAUGGCGAAGCAUUUCUAAAACGAAAUGUAUAAUGUAUUUGAAUGGAACAAAUUGUAGCAAGUCUGUUAUCGUCAUCAACCUUGUAACAAGGUGAUAACAACUUGUUUCAGACUUGUCACAACUGGGAACAAGCUGUGCGAACACAUUCUGACAUCGGCUUGGCAACAACCUUGAUCACACACGUAAAAACGCACAAUUUGUUACAGGUCUGCAAACAAGUUGUUACAAAACUGUUCACAAGCUGUCGACAAGUUGUGUUCGCACUGCUUGUUUCCAGUUGUAACAAGUUUGGAACAAGCUGUUAACAACUUGUAACAAGCUUGUUAACAACUUGUAACAAUAGCCAAUCUUCAAAUGGAGCUAAGAGCCCGUCUUACAUGCGGCCAACAGAGCAUGACAAGGAUCGAGGGGAAUGAGAAUGGUUGCAUCGCAAUUGCAGAUCAAAAUUUAGGAAUGCGCAGUUCAAUCUUAGGCAGGAUUCCUGGCUUUCGGCAACGGAUUAUCCCAGAGCCUCGCGUUCCUUCCCGAGGAUCGCAGGCAGAUUUCAUUUGGCGGGAAGUUAAUAUGUAUACGUUACAUGAAGUAUAGAAGUGGUUACCAAGAAACAUUCAAUAUUUUUAUUUAUACUGUAUUUUUCUCUACAGGCAAACAUGAAAACGUCAAAAUAACAGCGUAUGUAGGCAUGUUUAAAGCAAAGAUUUUAGUCAUUGGACCACGAGAGGUGAGAAGAAAGCAAAUGCUAAUAUUUAAUGUUGAUUUAACUUCAAAAUGUUUGUGAAAAAACACCAAAAAUUAUGUAGUUUUAAGUGGGCUGCCUCAAAGUAUAAGUAUUGAGGAAACAAUUUUGCUUUUCUGAGUUGAAUGAGCUCUUGUGCGUGUAGAGUGUAUUCUGUGUACAAUACUAAGAAGAUUUUGGGCAUGGAGUCACUAUACCUUUGUGUGAAUUUUUCGCUUCUAGCCAGUGUACUGGUUUAUGUACUUGCUAGCUGCAAAGUUUGGAAGUUGUGCACUUGAGACUCUCCAAAUUUACUAGUCAAUAUAUAAUAAUUUACUAAACAUCAAGCCCGAGAUCCCAGUUGCAUUGAUACACAGUGGAAUGUAACUUUCUACAGUGGACGUACUCUGUUAAUAUUGACCAUUUUCAAAUAUUGUAUGUAUUUUCAUGAUUUAAACUAUACAUAUCAUUUUUCAAAUAAUGUAGUAUCUCAUUAGUUUCCCAUUCUUGUUUGCUGAACAUAGCUGAAUUUUUUUUGAAAAAUUGAAUUCCCAAAAUUUGCAAUGAAAUCGUCACCAUUUUGUCUGUGUUUCCACUUUUCACUGGAUCGUUCCAGAAAAGAUCCACACUUCCCCCACACAGGAAUUUUCUGAGAAAAAAUUAUUUCCGAUAAUAGUAAGUGCAUUAGGACAUCCAAAGGGGGUAGAAGGGUUAACUUCCAAUUUCUGCCAUGGGGGACCAAUUUGGAAGGAUCUAGAUAUCCAUUUAAAUAUCGACUGUGUAAUUUAUGCACAAUUUUGUAAAAUGUGCUUUUUUCCUGAACCUAUUACAGUCUACAAUAUGUAAGUAUUGAUAUUUUUCUAGUGUGGUAAAACAGUGAUAUCCAAUUAUUUGGCUGAUGCCACGGAAAUAUCAGGCGGAGAUUAUCAUCCGACUCAAGGAGUAAGGUAAUGAACAAUUAAGCCUUGUUGGUCAAUUUGUUAAUCCCUGCCCUUACUAAAAAAUUCCUAUAGGAAGUUUCAGAUUCGCAUAGGAAUUUCUUUAGGAAAUUAAUAAUGGCUGUUGUUUUUAGAAUUCUUGAAUUUGAGAGUACAGGAAUACAUGUUGGUGGCAAGGAAGUGAGCUGUGAAGUGGAACUAUGGGAUUGCAGUGGUGAUCAGAAGUACGGUUGUUCAAUUGGAGUAUUAUUAAGCAAUGGAUAUACAAGCCAUAUUCUUUCUGAAUGCUUACUGCCACAAAUUAUGCGGCUGUAGCCACCUUGUGCAACGGCAACGCAACUUAAUUAUUGCAGUACUCUAUUUUCAGAGUAUCUAUUUUCGUAGUAUUUUAUCAAAAUUCUCAGAGGUUCCCGUAAUUUCUAGCAGUACUUGUGUAUCUGAAGUUUCGGUUCUGUCAGCAUGUUUUUGCUCUUUUAUUGCAGCAAAACACUUUUUAGUUCAUAAUGAAUGCCAGUAAAACAUUAUUGAAAGUAAAUAUGAUAGUCAACAAUCCUGGAUAACUCUGGACUUUUGUUUUUAUAGAUUUGAAAAUUGUUGGCCAGCUAUUCAAAAAGAUGCAAAUGGAGUACUGUUUGUAUAUAAUCCUGACAAUACAAGCCAUGGAAAAGAACUGGAAACACUGUAAUAUUUUCAGGGCUUUAGACAUACCUAAUUUGGGCUCACCCUGAUCUACAGGGGUGGGGCACACCUUGAUCUGCUCAUGUCUUGUUAAUCAGACUAUUGUCAGACCUGUGUGUCGUGUUAACCCUUUAAUUAAGGCCCCAGUUACAUGAUACCAGAUUUGCAUUGGAGCAACAUCAAAUUUUACAGUUUCAAGGGGAGUUUAGCACUGAAAAGUAUGAUUAUAAUAUAACAGAAUUAGUCAAAAACUUCAAAUAUGAAAAAUUGUAAGAUGCCAAAAAGCGUCUUAGUUGAUGUCGCUCGACUCGCUCCAAUGCAAAUCCAGUAUUGUGUAACUGGAGCCUAAUUAGCAGUGUGCCCAAAUGCACCCCACUCGUCUAAUGCCAGACAAUUUUACUUGUGAAGGGGAGAAUGCUGGAACUCAGUAGGUUACACAUAUAUUUUGUUCUCACUUUAGGUAUGUUCAUUUUGUUCUCACUUUAGGUAUGUUCAUUUUGUUCAAGAACAAGGUUUAAGAGAUUCUCAAUGUAUGUUAUUUGCUCAUCAUAAACCAGGAGCCAACGAGAAGAUUAGAUCACAAAUACGUAAGUUGUAUGAUCGACAUUACACCUUUGAAUUUUAACAUGUCCUUUUGGGCCAUCUAUUAUUCAAAUUAUCUGUUUUUAUAGAAGAAAACUAAUGUAAAUUUGGCUAGUUAUGUGCAAUGGCUAACAAAUUUUUACUAAAUCAUUUAGCAUCCUACCUUUCAAAAGUUCCUUGUGUUCAGACAAAUCUGGAGGACGAUUCAGAAGUUGUGAAACAAAAAUUCAAUGAUUUGCUUGCAGUUCUUCUACGAAACUGGACAGACAGACGAGACCAGGAAGAACUGAGUAUUAUGAAUAACUAA